This is a messenger RNA of Cynara cardunculus var. scolymus (artichoke), 1231 nucleotides long. Its product is annotated as probable WRKY transcription factor 7. The transcript has 3 exons. The record is from RefSeq and is a predicted model, not a curated record. Gene Ontology annotation, molecular function: sequence-specific DNA binding; DNA-binding transcription factor activity. Bases 25 to 1044 code for a protein of 339 amino acids. Gene Ontology annotation, biological process: regulation of DNA-templated transcription. Lineage: Eukaryota; Viridiplantae; Streptophyta; Magnoliopsida; Asterales; Asteraceae.
ACUCUCCUAUGUUUCUGAUUUAAUAUGGCGCUUGAAUUCAUGGAUUCUUGCAGAAACACUACCUUCCUUGCUAAAAUGGAAGAAACUGCCGUUAAAGAAGCCGGCGCCGCCGGAAUUCGGAGUCUUGAGAAUCUUAUUGGCUUACUUUCAUCCCAUUGCCACCGUAAACCGUCGUAUUCCGUCGCUACCACCGAUUACGUAACCGUCGCUGAUGCUGCUGUCACUAAGUUCAAGAAAUUUAUAUCUCUUCUCGAUCGAAGCUGCACCGGUCAUGCCCGAUUCCGACGAGGGCCUGUUACAGACCCACCUGUUGUUUCGGAGAAAAAGGUGACAUUGGCUUCCACGGCGGUGAAUAACAGUCAGAAAUACCAUCAAACCUCCGUAGCGACGGCGGAGAUGGGUUAUUCUGCCCCACCGAUUCAGCAGCGGAUGCCACAACUUCCUCAGGUUUCCGACCAUCGGCCGUUGGUGAAAUCGGGAUCUUUUGAUAGGAAGGAUGUUCCUACGACUACUAUCAAUUUCGCCGCUGCUGCAGCUUCUCCGGCGAAUUCUUUUAUGUCAUCGUUGACCGGAGACACCGAGGGAUUGCAGCCGUCGAUGUCAUCUGGAUUCCAAAUCACGAAUCUCUCGCAGGUUUCUUCCGCCGGCCAACCAAAUCUGUCAUCUUCUUCUUUCAAAAGGAAAUGUAAUUCCACCGACGAUUCUCACACAAGGUGCACCAAUUCCUCCGGUCGCUGCCAUUGUUCCAAAAAAAGGAAAUCAAGGAUGAAGAGAGUGGUAAGAGUGCCGGCGAUAAGCUUGAAGAUGGCCGACAUACCGCCGGACGAUUAUUCUUGGAGGAAGUACGGUCAAAAACCGAUCAAAGGUUCACCACAUCCGAGGGGUUAUUAUAAAUGCAGCAGUUUGAGAGGCUGUCCUGCAAGAAAACACGUCGAAAGAGCUUUGGACGAUCCAACAAUGCUCAUAGUGACUUAUGAAAGCGAACACAACCAUUCCCUGAACGUGAAAGAUUCAUCGGCAACCAUAAUUUUUGAAUCUUCUUAAUUUCCACUGUCGAAAAAUAUAUAUAGAAAAAAGCGUCUUAUCUUCAAAGUUGUGAGAGGAUGUAAAAGUGUUAAUUGGGUUCAAUCGUCAACAGGGAAGCUUGCAUUUCACUAUCUUUGUACCCUUUCAAAAUCUUUUUAUGUUGUCUAAGUUGAAAGAUUGAAACAAAAGUUUUUUUUAUUUUUGA